GGAGUAAACACACUGCCUGCCAUUGCUGCCGCCCACUCACAUACAUACAUGUCGGGGGCAGCGGAGAGCGCGUAUCCAGAGGGGCAGGAUAACAGGGAUAUACUAUCAACUAUCAACUGACAUCUACUCUCACAGUUAUAUGGACUACACCUCCAGAAAAGCUAUUUCAGUUAUUUGCCAUUCGACUUCUUGACAAUGUGGAUGAAGUAUGAGAAAUGAAAGUCCUUUUGCUUAAAGAUCCUAAGGAAGGAGAACUGGGACUAGAUCCAUAUGUUCAUGAAUUUGCUUCACAUGGCCUUCAAGCAACUUUAAUUCCUGUUUUAUCCUUUGAGUUUAUAUCACUUCAAGACUUAUCAAAAAAGCUUGCACACCCUGAAGCUUAUGGUGGCCUGAUAUUUACCAGUCCCAGAGCUGUAGAUGCUGUGAAGUUAUGUCUGUGUGAGAAGGGGGGUAUUAGAGAAGCGUGGUAUAAUCAUUCUUUAAGAAAACAAUGGAAUGAAAAACCUAUCUAUGUUGUGGGAAAAUCUACAGCAAAUUUGGUAAAGGAAAUUGGCCUUGCACCACUAGGAGAAGAAUCUGGAAAUGCUGAAAAAUUAGCUGCCUACAUCUGUAUAAACAAUUCUUCAAUUUCCCUGCCUCUUCUAUUUCCAUGUGGUACACUUAAAAGAGAGACACUCCCCAGAUGUCUACAUGAAAAGAAUGUGCCUUUGGACAGUUUCACCAUCUAUCAAACAUCUCCACAUCCUUCCUUCCAGCAGGCUUUAAGUGAUUAUUUUUCAGAGCAGGGAAUCCCAGCAAGUAUUACAUUUUUCAGUCCUUCUGGUGUCAGAUUUUGUUUGAAGACCAUUAAAGAUUUGGCUGGAGAUUCCAUUAAUCAAAUCAAGUUUGCAGCAAUAGGACCAACAACAGCUGAAGCCAUGGCAUCAGAGGGAUUGACCGUGAACUGUAGUGCUGAAAAACCGACACCACAGGACCUGGUAGCUUGUAUAAAAAAAGUGCUCUAGCAAUGCACAGAAUACAGAGCAACAGAUAGUUGAUUAUCUCUCAAGGAUAAAUAUGUGCCUAAUUGUCAUCUAUCCUCACUUUGAUAUUUGAGUUGCCUUGUUGUUUCAUUGGAACAUUACUUUAAAUGGGGAAUGUUCACAAUGUUUGUAAAACUGUGGAAAUAAAUUUGUGGUGUUGUCUCUUUGCAGAACUCUCUAAAUCUUUUACAGUCCUAACAGGAAUAAAUAAGUGUUAGAACAAUAUUAAUGUGUAAACAGGCACCAUUCUUUGAUGCUGAAGAGAUUCUACAUGAAUUUCAACCAGCAAGUGCUUUUAGCCAGUCUUUCUUCAGCCUUGUAAAAACCCAGCAGCUCACCAUGAACUUUCCUGUGUGUUUCUUGAGGUUGCUACAUUUUCACACUAACUGUGCACUAGAGACACAUUGCUGUUGGAUUUUCUGUUUUUAAUAAAAUUUUAAUUUGGGGAAAUGCAAUUCUUUUUGCUAACCAGUUUUGUUUAAUCUUUCUUUCCUGUUGUAUAUUCCUCAUUGUGACUCUGAUUUGACAUUGAUUUCCAUCGCACCAUUAAUUCUCCACAUUUCUUCCUUUAUUUCGUUCUCAAAUAUUAAAUUCCACUGGUUAAGAAGAUUCACUCUUGGACUCACCAUUCACUAAGCUACACACCUGUGACCCACACUUACACAGCUUGGCACGAUCGCUGUUGGAAGAAUUGAUGGGCAUGCAUUGAUAUUACCAUCCAUUAUAGAGCAAAGGGAAGAAAAGAUAGGUUAAAAACAUCUUGCAUGCAUGAAUGGAAAUUGUUUGAGGUGGAAAUUCAUGUGGUCACUGGCACUAAGUGUGCAAAUUCAAAUAUGCUUUUGAAAUCCACAUGUCUACUUGUUGGUCAAUUGUACUUUGACUCUUUUUUUUUAAUGCUUUGUGUAUGGUUGCAUUUGUUUUUUUAUUUUGUUCAAAAUAUUGAGAAAUCUCUAAUUAACAAAACAUAUUUUGCAGUAGUAUGUUUUACUGCUAUAUCUGUAAAGAAAUUUGGAUGACUUUAAGAUUUUGAAUGAAAUUUGUAUGCACUAUCUUUAAGAACUGAAAUCUUACCUUUUGAUUUGAUAGCCACAUCUUUAAAAUGUAAUUAAAAUACUUUUGGUACAAGGUAAAUAAUUAAUAUUCAGGAUGCUUCUAACAUGUAAUUGACUACUGUGCAUAGCACUGUAAAUAAUUUCUUCCCAUUAAAGCAAUGGUCCAUUUAUCUA
Molecule: messenger RNA, 2248 nt
Organism: Leucoraja erinaceus (little skate)
Lineage: Eukaryota; Metazoa; Chordata; Chondrichthyes; Rajiformes; Rajidae
Gene: uros
Product: uroporphyrinogen III synthase
Exons: 11
Coding region: 216-1004 (262 amino acids)
Biological process (GO): uroporphyrinogen III biosynthetic process
Molecular function (GO): uroporphyrinogen-III synthase activity
Source: RefSeq, a predicted model, not a curated record